Molecule: messenger RNA, 1554 nt
Organism: Perognathus longimembris pacificus (Pacific pocket mouse)
Lineage: Eukaryota; Metazoa; Chordata; Mammalia; Rodentia; Heteromyidae
Gene: Mfng
Product: MFNG O-fucosylpeptide 3-beta-N-acetylglucosaminyltransferase
Exons: 8
Coding region: 16-963 (315 amino acids)
Biological process (GO): regulation of Notch signaling pathway
Cellular component (GO): membrane
Molecular function (GO): O-fucosylpeptide 3-beta-N-acetylglucosaminyltransferase activity
Source: RefSeq, a predicted model, not a curated record
GGGUGUCCCAGGCCGAUGCGGAGCCGGCUGCUCCGGAGCCUGGCCGGAGGAGCGCUCCUGGCCCUCGUGUGCUUGGGGCUCCUGUGCCUGUCCUACCGCUCCAGCCCGGCCCACCUGGGGUCCCAGGAGCCCCCCGGGCCCUGGGAGCUGAGGCUGCAGGACGUCUUCAUCGGGGUCAAGACCACCGGGGCCUUCCACCGCUCCCGCCUGGAGCUGCUGCUGGACACGUGGGUCUCCAGGGCGCAGCCGCAGACAUUUGUCUUCACCGACAGCCCAGAUGAAGGCCUCCAGGAGAGACUUGGGUCCCACCUAGUGGUCACCAACUGCUCCGCAGAGCACAGCCACCGGGCUCUGUCCUGCAAGAUGGCUGCUGAGUUUGACGCCUUCUUGGACAGUGGACUCAGGUGGUUCUGCCACGUGGACGACGACAACUACGUGAACCCCAGGGCGCUGCUCUGGCUGCUCGCCGCCUUCCCGCAGGCCCGCGACGUCUAUGUGGGCCGGCCCAGCCUGAACCGGCCAAUCCGCGCCUCCGAGCCGCUGCCGCGCAACCGCACGAGGCUGGUACAGUUCUGGUUCGCCACCGGGGGCGCUGGCUUCUGCAUCAACCGCAAACUAGCUCUGAAGAUGGCCCCGUGGGCCAGUGGCUCCCGCUUUGUGGACACCUCCGCGCUCAUCCGGCUUCCCGAUGACUGCACGGUAGGCUACAUCGUGGAGUGCAAGCUGGGGGGUCGCCUGCAGCCCAGCCCCCUGUUCCACUCCCACCUGGAGACCCUGCAGCUGCUGGGGACCGAGCAGCUCCGGCAGCAGGUCACACUCAGCUAUGGGAUCUUUGAGGGGAAACUCAACGCCAUCCAGCUACAGGGCCCCUUCUCUCCUGAAGAGGACCCCUCCAGGUUUCGCUGCCUUCAUUGUCUCCUCUACCCGGAAACGCCCUGGUGUCCUCCGCGGGUGACCCGAUGACCCGGAAGUGCUGGGCAAAGGUGGCCCCGGCUCCAGCCCGCCCCGCCUCCCAGGGCAGCGCCGAGGCCCUGGCGGGGCUGCGGGCGGCGGGAAGGGCCGGGCUCUGGGCGGCUGGCACGGAGCGCGUCCCGGGGCAGGGCCGGCGGUGGGCACGGAGGCUCCGGGCCGGACUGCCUGGGUGGAGGGUGGGAAGCGCGGUGCUGGACUGGCCCCGUAGCCUCCCAUCGGUGAGUCCCCUCACCUCCCCGGCUCUGGUCCCCGGGUCGGGUCUCAUGUUGCUGAAGGAACGCAGGAUGGACAGAUGGACAGACAGAUGAUGGCCGCAGAGCCGGCUGCCUCGGUGCUCCUGGCCAGGUUCUGCUGAGAGGCUCAGCACGCCGGGCCGAUAGGGAAGCUCGCGAUGGCUUGCCAGCCUGUGGAGACGGGGGACCCUGCUUGUCCUCCCAGCCCCCUGCCGCCCCCACCCCACCCCCCGGGCUGUGAGAAGCCGAUGAGAAGAGCAGAGCCGAGGAGAAGUUCACGAGGGUGUGGGGGAUGUGAUGGCUGGCGCUGGGGCAGCCGCUUUGCCACCACGGAGGAAUGGCCAAGGCC